GAAUACCAGAUUCAUGCAAGGUAGCCAUCCCCGCGAAGCGGGUGGUGUAACGCGCUGCUAUUCAAAAUUCGAUUUCCCGUUGUGAUUCACAACCAGACCGAAUAGAGGGACAGAGGAAGAGAGUAAUAGAGGAAAAGAAGGAGAAACGUGGUAGUGGAGAGUGUUGGAUCGGUAGUCGAUCGCGGCUUCUCAAUCAUCCUUCAGUGCAGUAGAAUCGGGUGACAUUAACGCUCCGUUUCGGCUCUCUUUGUCCGCUUCUCGCCAACGAUCAACCACGGACAUUCGUAUCGCACAACCCGGACGCGUUCCCCGGGAGAACGUCCAUCCGCUUCUCGCUCGAGGCAAGAUGAUACCGGUGCUUGUUCUGAUCCUGGUAGGCCUAACGGCCGCAGGACCCUCUCACCGCAUAUCGACUCGUGAGCUGCUACCGCCACCGCUGCCUCCACCUUCGAAUAAAAGUCCGAACGAGACAAUCGAUUUGUCUUCGUUUCAAAGUGGACGCGUCGAGAAUCCGCCGACGAUAGACAAUUCUGUCGAGGGAUCCGUCCCUCAUCAACAGUACGAAGAAUACGGAUCGAGGAGAUACCCGCUCCGCGACGCGGUCGAGGCUCUGCCUUUUAACACAGUCGGUCCUCGGCCCGGUAGUCCACCCUUGGAGAAAAUUAAACAGUCCGACGGAAGGGUGCCGUUGAGAGACGCCGUGGAGCAUCGUGAGGCUCCUUUCGUCAGCAGCAGUCUUGAUCACGAAUCAAUUUGGAUUGCGCCUCUCGUACCACCAGCCCUGACAAGAACGCAGCAUAUCGUUGAGCCGAAAGUAGUCUGUCAUCUAGAUUCGAAAGCAGUUCAUAGAACGGAACCGUUCUCCCUAUUUCCGCAAUCGAUUCCAAUCCACAAAUGUUCUCAUUUGGUUUACGCCGCCGCCACCUUAGAUCCGGAGAAGCUGGAGAUCGUUUCAAUGGAUCACGAAUACAACGAGAUCAAAGGUGGAUACAGAGCAAUAACAGGACACCGAUUGAAGGAUCCGGCACUGCGGGUACUCGUUUCAAUCUCGUCGGCUAACAGAGGAAAAUUGUUCUCCCAGUUGGUAAAAGACCGUUGCACUUUGCACUGUGAGAAACUGGCCGAGUCUAUCUUGAGAUUUCUGGACGAUCGCGAUCUCGACGGAGUGGAGAUCGACUGGGAGAGCUCGUCGGAGAAUCCAAACGGUCUCGAAUUGCUUCUUAGGAUUGUUAAAAAGUCUCUGACAAGUCGCGGGUACAUUCUAGCGGUGGCGCAGAGGCCGGAGGAUCCGAUCAACUCAGAGAUCAGUUCCAUAGCCGAUCUGAUUAUUGUGAGAGCGUGGCGAGAAAGCCCGCCGUAUCGACGGGAGAAAUUGGCCCUACACCCAGCCCCCUUGAACUAUGUGGCCCGGUUGAUGAACAAGUGGAUCGAUCGGAUUCCGCGCGAUCACAGAUCCAAGAUCAUUUUAGGUCUGCCUGUGUUCGGACAAGGGUACACGCUCAAAUUUGGAAAUUUUACCGAUACUGGUGCGCCAAUUGUUGGUCCCGGGAAUCAAGAUGUUUACACAAAUCUAUCUAACGGCAAACUGGCUUAUUUCGAAGUCUGCGAGAAAUUGGAGAACGAUCAGUGGAUUUCUGGAAGGGACGAGGAAGGACCUUACAUAAAACGUGGAGAUCAAUGGAUCGGAUACGAUGAUUCUUUGGCGGUGAAGAUUAAAGUGGCUUACGCGAGAUCGGUCGGACUUGGUGGAAUUUCUGUAUGGUCUCUUGAUCUGGACGAUUUUCAGGGUAUCUGUGGGAAAUCUUGGCCUAUACUGAACACAGCAUCCGAGUCGAUAGGAUUUUACGACGAGACACAAGCAAGUACGAAAUGUUCUCGCGACGGCGCCGUCAGCGAUCCUGAAAAUUGCUCCGGAUUCUACACUUGUCAUGAUGGUGUUCUGUAUCACGGUAGCUGCGGAAUCGGAAGAUUUUUUGAUCCUAAGGGAGGUCGUUGUGUGAGAGCAACGUCGGAAAUUUGUACACCCGGCCAGCAUCAUCGUGAUCAGGAUCAGGACCUCGGAACGGAUUUAAGGGAAAUGCAGCCGCAGCACUUGGAGAUCUCAACGAUGAAGGGUCCGCGGGUAGUUUGCUACGUGACCUCUUGGUCCCUGUACCGUAAAGGGGAAGGAAAAUUCGUUCCUGAACGUUUGGAUCAGCGGCUCUGUACCGACGUGGUCUACGCUUUCGGUGGCCUAAAUCCGGAGACCUUGCUGCUGCAGCCGUUCGAUCCUUGGGCAGACAUAGAACACAACUUGUACGAGCGAAUAACCAAGAUAAAUGGAUCAAAAGUGUUGCUGGCUAUCGGAGGAUGGACGGACAGCGCCGGCGACAAAUAUUCUCGCAUGAUCAGCACCCAAGCCAGUCGUCGCAAGUUUGUCGUCGCAACCAUCGGCUUCCUGCAUAAGCACAACUUUAACGGACUCUUAUUUGAAUGGAACUAUCCUAAAUGCUGGCAAAGCGACUGUCGGAAGGGCCCCGACUCCGACAAACCAAACUUUACCAAGCUUCUGCAGGAAUUGAAGCACGAGUUCGAGCAACAGCAACCUAAACUCGUGUUGGCCGUGGCCUUGUCCGGGUACAAAGAGGUGAUCGACAGAUCUUACGAGGUACGAAAGAUAUCGGACACCGUAGACUUUAUGUCGGUCAUGAGCUACGACUAUCACGGGGCCUGGGAAUCAAGAACGGGACACUUGUCGCCUCUGUUCGGCGCUUCUACCGAUGUGAAUCCGUUCUACAAUGUCAAUACCACGAUGGAGUACCUGAUCAGUCUUGGCGCGGAGAAAUCCAAGUUAUUGAUGGGCGUACCGUUUUACGGUCAAACUUAUCGACUUUCCAGCGAACGUUUGUCCGGGUUGGGCGAGCCUGCUACCGGACCUGGAGCAUCCGGAGAAUUCACCAGGCAGCCCGGCAUAUUAGCUUAUUACGAAAUUUGCUACAGAUUGAAGCACAAGGGAUGGAAACAUGGGCCAGGCCCAAGUGCUUAUUACAAGGACCAAUGGGUCGGCUACGAAGACCAAGAAAGCGUGUUCGCGAAGGGACAGUACAUUUUGAAAAACGGCUAUGGAGGCGCUAGUCUGUGGACCGUUGAUCUGGACGACUUUUUGAAUCGUUGCUGCGCAGAGCCGUUUCAUCUUUUGAGGACAAUCAAUCGGGCACUGGGUCGUCUGAAAACCGAAACCAUAGAAGACUGUCGCCGACCAACCGAGCCGGUCACGCCUCAACCACCGACCCUGACUACUCAUAGCGAUGCCGUGGAGGACACUCCUCGACCCACGACGCCGAUGAUCAAGCCGACGACUAAACCGAUCACUGUGUCGACCACCUGGCCGUCUUGGUCGCCAGGGUCCAGUUCUACGACCCAGAGCACAACCUGGCCAAGUUGGACUCCAAACACGAGCAAAUCGCCCCAAUCCACCACCCAAAGCAGCACAUCAUGGACUUGGACCUCGAUCAAACCGCCAAGCGAGCAGACGACACCAGAGAUUACAGAGACUACGAGGAAACCGGGGGAACCAUCCACGCCUGGGGCGUCCUGCAAUACUGGAGAGUACACGGCAGACCCAGCCAAUUGUGGCAAUUACUUUAGAUGCGUCCUCGGCGAACUGAGACGCGAACAAUGCGCGCCCGGAUUGCAUUGGGACACCAGCCGAGGAAUCUGCGACUGGCCGGCUAUUGCGAAAUGUCAGUCGACACCUGAUUCCUCGACUCAGCAACCGUCUUGGGCUACUAGUGCUACCACUACCACUACUGCCAGCACUACCAUGACGUACAGCACACAGAGACCAACGACUUGGUCAACUUCGAGGGCCACCACUCAUCGGACGUCGACAUGGAAACCAACCACUUCUGAAAUUCCCAACGGGAUCUCUGAAAAGGCCUGCGAGCAUGGCCAGUAUUACCCUUAUCCGAACUCCUGCACGAAUUUCUUGGUCUGCGUGAACGGGAAUCUUAUUUCGCAACAAUGUGGCCCAGGCCUUAACUGGAACAACAAGAGAAGCAUGUGUGACUGGGCCUUCAAAAACCCUUGCAUCGAAAAACCUGCAAAAAACGCCGCACUGGUCUCUGCCAACGCCAAAUCCAGCCCAUGCGUUCCAGGUAGUUACACCAGCGUUCCUGGAGACUGCGAGAGCUAUCGAGCCUGCUUGUGGGGACGCCAUGAGAUCUUCCAUUGUGCUCCAGGAUUGCAUUUUAACAAGAAUACUCGAAUAUGCGAUUGGCCGUCUCGAGCUAAUUGCCAGGAUGACGAAUCGGGGGAGGAUCAGGAUUCUGCGGCGUCGAGCGUUGGAUCGGUCGACGAACCGGUCAACGAGUCUACCUCCACAAGCACAACUAGUCCGACUAGUACAACCACUCUGUCCUCUGCGACCGUAGAUCCUGAAAAAGUCUCUCCGCUUUCAGGCUAUUAUAAGAUUGUCUGCUACUUCACCAACUGGGCCUGGUAUAGAAGAGGCAUCGGCCGUUACAUUCCCGAAAAUAUCGAUCACACUCUGUGCACGCACAUUGUCUACGGAUUUGCCGUGCUCGACUAUUCGGAGCUGACAAUCAAAGCCCAUGAUUCGUGGGCCGACUAUGACAACCAUUUUUACGAGCGGGUAGUCGCUUACAAGAAACGGGGUCUGAAGGUGUUACUGGCGCUUGGCGGGUGGAACGACUCGGCCGGAGACAAAUACAGUCGAUUGGUGAACAACCCGACCGCCAGAAGGAAAUUUAUCGAACACGCUGUUCAGUUUCUCGAAAAGUAUCACUUUGAUGGGCUAGAUUUGGACUGGGAGUACCCUGUCUGCUGGCAAGUUGAUUGUAAGAAGGGUCCAACCUCCGACAAGCAAGGAUUCGCAGAUCUGCUGAAAGAGCUGAGUAGCGAACUAAAACCGAAGGGCUUGCUGCUCUCGGCUGCCGUUUCGCCGAGCAAGAAAGUGAUCGACGAGGGCUACGACGUGCCAGCCCUGGCUAAAUACUUAGACUGGAUUGCGGUGAUGACUUACGAUUUCCACGGUCAAUGGGAUAAGAAAACCGGUCACGUUGCGCCGCUCUAUUAUCACCCGGAAGACGAUUACUAUUACUUCAAUGCAAACUACUCGAUCAACUAUUGGAUUUUGAAGGGCGCGCCGCGUCGCAGUAUCGUCAUGGGAAUGCCACUGUACGGGCAGACGUUCUCGAUGAACGAUCCGUCCGUUGAAACGGGAUUGAAUGUCCCCGGCAGCGCGGGCCAAGCUGGAGAGUUUACCAAAGCGGCCGGAUUUCUAGCGUACUAUGAGAUAUGCGACAGAGUACGAAACCGUGGUUGGACCGUUGUACAGGACCCCGAGCACAGAAUGGGUCCAUACGCCUACAGGGGCAAUCAAUGGGUUGGGUACGACGAUGCCGAAAUGAUUGCACGAAAGGCUCAGUUUGUCAGGGAUACGGGACUGGGCGGUGGAAUGGUCUGGGCUCUGGACCUGGACGAUUUCCGAGGUCGUUGCGGAGAAGGGCCUCAUCCGCUGAUGCACGCUCUUCAGAAGGUGUUGGCUGUCUCUGCCGAGAAUGAGGACCAACCCGAGAAACCUCCGAUAAACGAGGAGGAUUUGGACCCUCGACCAACAUCCAUGUCAUCGAGCACCGUUCCAGAGAUCACGGUGCCGUCGACGACGUCCAGGGAACAUCUGGCGAACGACGAGUUUAAAGUGAUUUGCUACUUUACGAACUGGGCCUGGUAUCGUCAAGAGGGCGGUAAAUUCUUGCCAGAGGACGUGGACAGCGAUCUGUGCACCCACGUUCUUUACGGUUUUGCUGUGCUCGACGGGUCGCAAUUAACGAUCAAGUCGCACGAUUCGUGGGCUGACGUAGAUAACAAAUUUUAUGAGAGGAUAGCUGCAUUGAAGUCUAAAGGAAUCAAAGUACUGAUGGCUAUCGGCGGAUGGAACGAUUCAGCUGGCGACAAGUAUAGUCGCCUGGCUAAUUCGCCGUCUGCCAGGCGACGAUUCAUAGAGAACGUUAUAGCGUUUAUCGAAAAGUACGAAUUCGAGGGAUUGGACUUGGACUGGGAAUACCCAGUGUGCUGGCAGGUAGAUUGCAGAAAGGGUCCAGCUUCGGACAAGGAAGCUUUCGCGAGCUUGGUCAGAGAGCUCAGCGAGGCAUUCCAGCCGAAAGGAUUGCUGUUAUCAGCAGCGGUUUCGCCAAGCAAACGCGUCAUCGACGAAGGCUACGACGUGCCCAUUUUGGCUAAAUAUUUAGACUGGAUAUCCGUGAUGACCUACGACUAUCACGGCCAAUGGGAUAAGAAAACCGGCCACGUAGCUCCACUCUAUCAACUGGGCAACGACUGGGAGCCGACCUUUAAUGCGAAUUUCUCCAUACACUACUGGAUGGAAAAAGGCGCACCGGCGAACAAGCUCGUGAUGGGCGCCCCUUUGUACGGUCAAUCUUUCUCCCUGGCCGAAAGGAGUCAAAGAGGGCUAAAUGCGCCAACGUAUGGCGGAGGCGAGGCUGGCGAAGCGACAAGAGCCAGAGGAUUUUUGUCUUAUUACGAAAUUUGUGAGAGAAUUCUGAAGAGAGGCUGGGCCGUGGUAGAGGACAAGGAGCGACGUAUCGGCCCGUACGCGUACAAAGGUGACCAAUGGGUCAGCUUUGACGACGCCAAGCAGAUCAAGCUGAAAUCGGAAUUGAUACGAGAUCUUGGUCUGGCUGGCGGCAUGAUAUGGGCGCUCGAUCUCGACGACUUCAAGAAUAGAUGCGGCUGCGAGCCGAGUCCCCUUCUACGGACCAUGAAUCGAGUCCUGAGGAACUACCCGAGUGGUCCAUUAUGUUCGAUCACGACUGAUUCAAUGGUGAUCGACGCGGGUGAAUCUAGCACGGAGACAACAACUGCCGAACAGUCAAGCUGGGGAUGGGAACCAACAACGCCAUCCCGACCAGCUCACCUGCCCUCCACUUCCUCAACCACCGUCUCCGUUAUUGCCGACGUCGACGAUGUCGUGGAGAUCGAGCUGGACGAGCGACCAGCCAUCUCUCCGCCCGACGAUUGUCACGGCAGAUUGUUUAUCCCACACAACAAAGACUGCACCAAGUACUAUUUAUGCAAUUUUGGUAGUGUGACCGAGCACUCGUGCCCCCCAGGACUCUACUGGAAUGAGGACCGCUGCGACUGGCCAGAAAAUACCAAGUGCACAAAAACUCAGCGGCAGGCGAACGAGUUUCUUCAGAUGAUCGAUACCCAGAAAACUGAGAAAACUGGGCAUACUGAGAAAAUUAAGAAAAUUAAGAGAACUGAGAAAAUUGAAUAAUGAUAUGAUAACAAACGAUAAUCCACGUUCAUUAGUGUUGGUAUUGUGCCAGGCGAAGCUAGUGAACCAAUUGAAUUUGGCGGGAGCGAUGAUGUGGUCGUUGGACACGGAUGAUUUCAGCAAUGGUGCGGCUGCGGCAGGUAUCCGUUGUUGACGGCACUCAGCCUCGAGAUUAGAGGAAAACGACAUUCCACGAUGAACUGUACCCGAUGAAGAUUACAGAAGUAACUCACAGCUCAUUUGAAGACACGCGAAUGUUUCACGGACAGCUGAAUUCUCAUUGAAAUUGACGAAACAAAGUCUUCCCUCACUAUCUACGGUCGCGACGGUCCCGAAGGUCGCGCGAGACCGUGAACCCCUUGUUGAACGAGUAAUUGGUUUCUUUGAGAUUGCAUUGAUGGCUUUAAUUUCCUACAUUUUUUUCCAAAUAAAUAACUUGGCUAAUCUUCCGAAAAACGUUGCGAGAAAUGAGCGAUGAUAAAACGGGUCUUUGUACUCCGAGCGGGUUCUUCGGCACUCUAUGUACCUAAAUUCCAUUGAUUGCGUAACCACAGUCAACGGAUUGUGUAUCGUCUUUAAUUACGAGUCCGAGAUAAACUCGAAUACUUUUUUAACGAAAAAUCGUUCGAACAAAAGAAUCAAAUGUUUGAGAAAACUGUGAUAAAUCUCGGCUUACAAAAUCAGUGUUCUGAAUGGUGCUGUGUAAGCGCGAAAAGCGCGAAGAUCCAGGAUCUUGGGAUGGUGAACGAGAUUGUGAUCAAGAUCGGGAUCGGGCUCAGGAUCGAAACGCCCGCGCUCGACCUAGCAGACGAAUCAAUUUACUUUUGUUCUUCGAUCUUCGAAAUAAAAUGAUGUUCUUGUGCGUGGUUUACGUAACGAAUCGCUGCUGUAGAAUUGUGAGACCAAAUAUUAUGCAUUGCUCAGAUCGAAAGCGUCGCAAUUGUAACUUUAGAAUAAAACAGCGGAAAGCAGAUAGUGCAUAGAA
Molecule: messenger RNA, 8285 nt
Organism: Megalopta genalis
Lineage: Eukaryota; Metazoa; Arthropoda; Insecta; Hymenoptera; Halictidae
Product: putative chitinase 10
Biological process (GO): chitin catabolic process; carbohydrate metabolic process
Cellular component (GO): extracellular region
Molecular function (GO): chitinase activity; chitin binding
Source: RefSeq, a predicted model, not a curated record